UGCUCGUCCAGGUUCACAGAGGCAGAAAGAUGGGUGGCACGUCAGCCCCGAAAACAGUCUCCACCAGGGGAUCCGAAAAUCAGGAAAACCGCUGGAUUGUCUCUGGCCUGUGCAACUCUGCUUUGUGGCCAUUGUUGACUUCAUUUCAAAACAGUCCUGGUGGUGACCCACAAUCCAGCCAGAGGAUCUCCACACAUCUUGGCUGGAUCAUUAUCACUCCCCUUCUCUGCAUCCGUGCUGGACACUUCAUCACAGUGGGGACCUUUCAUGGAUUAUGCCUUAAUAUUCCGAUCUGCAUACAAUUCCUCUGUAAUGGAUCCAGCACAAACGGAUUGUGACGGGCUGGACGAAUAUAUCCUACGCCAAAUGCUAGACAUGAGGAAUGGAUACGCAAUAUGUAAAACAAUGCAGGCUGCUGCUUCCUCCUGAUCUGAGACCAACAGAGGAGGUCAGGUAAGCUCAUCACCAUGGUGACCUUCUCUGAGACGACACAGAUCUCCCCCAUGGAGCUGCGUGAACCGACCUGCAUGGCCGCGAGCCUGUCCCCUGGGCUGCGGCGGAAGAAGAUGCUCUGGAAGAACGCUGUAAAACACAUCAUCAUCCAGCAGGAGCUAAGCGACCAGGUGGGUGUGGAGCCAGCAAGAAAAAUAUUUGUGACGGAUACCUACAUGGAGGAGAUCAACAGACAAAUCCGCAACAAGGCGUCACGCGGGGUCACAAAGCGCCGCUCCUCCACAUUCAGAGUGAACCCUUACCAGUCCCGUGGCUCCACCAGCACACACACCAGUGCCAGGGGUUCUAUUAAUGAAUACGGCAGCGAUGCCGACUUCUUCGUGCACUGGGGCCACACUAUCCGCGGAGUCUACAUCCCCAGCCUGAGGCACACCUUUAAGUCUUGUGAUUUGGAGAAACUCUACCAGCAACACUACUCCCACCAAAGACGCAACUCUCUCGCCAUCACCAAUGUCAUCGACGCCUUGGCCAAGUUGCAUGUCUUGGUCAUGUACCUUGCAAUGGUGCCUGAGGCAGUCACAGACAGUCUGCGGGGCUGCCUGACGGGCAUUUUCAUGGUGUUCGCUGUGGCGCUGUGCAUCGUGGUGUUGACCUGCAAGGACUCCAUGUCCCCACGGUGGCUUCACUACGCCGGCCUGUUGAGCUGGUUUUCGCAGACCACGCAGGUGCUGGGAGGACUGGUGUAUGGACUGGAGAAGGACCCAUCGUGGUAUGUUUUGUUCACCUUGUUCGCCACGUACACGCUGCUGCCGUUACCCCUGCUGUGGGCCAUGUGCGCCGGCUCCCUGACCUCAGUACUGCAACUGCUGGUGGAGGUACUGCGCUACUACAACGAUGCCGCGCUUUUGAGAAAGGUGUUUGCCCAAGGCCUGCUGUACCUAGGAAUGAACACAGCCGGCUUGUUCAUCCACUACCUGACAGACCACGCCCAGAGACAGGUCUUCCUGGAGACACGGCGCUGCAUUGAGGGUCGCCUCAAGCUCGAGCAAGAGAACCAGAGACAAGAGCGUCUGGUGCUGUCCAUCCUGCCUCGUUUUGUUGCCUUGGAGAUGAUUGCUGACAUGAGCUCUUUGGAUGACGAACUUAACCAUCAUGAGUUUCACAAGAUCUACAUUCACCAGUACAAAGAUGUCAGCAUUCUUUUUGCAGACAUCAAGGGCUUCACCUUGUUGUCCAUGAACCUGUCGGCCCAGGAUCUGGUCCGAACCCUCAACGAGCUCUUUGGACGCUUUGACCGACUAGCAGAUGAGCACCACUGCCUGCGGAUAAAGAUUCUGGGAGACUGUUACUACUGUGUGUCAGGGGUCCCUGAGCCACAGCGUGCCCAUGCCCGUCAUUGUGUUGAGUUGGGCCUGGACAUGAUCAGCACCAUACGGUCCGUGAGGAAGCAGUUCAACUUUGACAUGGACAUGAGGAUUGGGAUCCACUCGGGCUCUGUCCUGUGUGGGGUGCUGGGCUUGCAGAAAUGGCAGUUUGACGUCUGGUCCUGGGACGUGGGCAUUGCCAACAUGCUGGAAGCCGGGGGCAAACCAGGACGCAUCCACAUCUCAAGGGCCACUCUGGACUGUCUAGAAGGCACCUACAGGACCGAAGCUGGCCACGGCCGCGACAGGAACGAGUUCCUGCUCAAACACAACAUCGACACUUUCCUCAUCGUCUCUCAGGAGGAAAAGAAAAAAGUUGGUUGUGCUGAGGUCCCGAAGGUCCAGAAAACUAAUCGAACCUGGAACCCAGAGCUGCCCAUUGAAAGAAAUGGCAACGACAUGAACAGUAUACUGGCCUCCCUUACGAACGGCUCACUGCCCAACUUAUGGCAGUCCACCUCCAAGGAGAUCAACAAACGCAUCAAACACGCUAUUGAGGUUCAAAGCAGUGAGCGCAUGCACAGGGAGCACAUCACCCCUCUGACCCUGGUGUUCAAAGACGCACACAUCGAGGACAAGUUCUCCCAGAUGAGGGAUGAAAUGUUCAACUCCAACCUGGUCUGCUCCUUCAUCAUGCUCCUCUUUCUCAUGGCUGUCCAGGCCCUCAUUCCCGCGCCCAGGCUGUUCCCGGCCGUCAUCCAUUUUUCCGUCUUCCUGCUCGUCUACAUGCUGCUGCUGAUGUUGGCCCUGGCUGAAGAGUUCAGGUGCAGUCCUUCACUACUGCAGUACUUAUGCUGCUGGAUCCAUGAAAACAACAGCGCCCGCAACCUCCUCACCCUCACCGCCAUCGUCCUCAACUUUGGCUUGGUCUCUGUUGACAUGGUAUGGUGCAUUCUGUCAGACACAGGUGAGGCAGAUGUAAUGGACAGAACCAACUCAGCCUCACGUCCACUCAGCGUCUGCACUUACCCUGAGGUCUUCAUACUGAGCGGCGUAAUCGCCAUGGUGACGUGUGCCGUGUUCCUGCGCCUAAACUCUCUGCUGAAGCUGGCGGUGUUGCUGCUGGCGAUGGCCGUCUACUCCUACCUCAUCCACCUGGCCUUCCUCACUCUCGCACGCCACGAUACACUGCACAGAUCUCAUUAUAUCCGGAUGAAAGGAAUCUCCAUCCUUCUCAUGGCCAUGUUUAUUGUUGCUGUCUUCUACAAUGGACGGCAGUGGGAGGCCACUGCCAGACUGGACUUCCUGUGGCGUCUACAGGCCCAACAGGAAGUGGAGGACAUGAGGGAAUUGCGGGAACACAAUGAGUGUCUGUUACACAACAUCCUGCCGGUGCAUGUGACGCGACAUUUUCUGGACCGGAGCAAGAAUGAUGAGGAGCUUUACUCCCAGUCCUACGAUGAAGUUGGUGUCAUGUUUGCCUCCGUCGCUGGAUUCAACGAGUACUUUGAGCAGAAAGAGAUCAAACAUGAAGGAGUGGACUGCCUCCGACUUCUAAAUGAGAUCAUUGCUGGCUUUGAUGAGUUGUUGGAGGAGUCGUACUUCCACUAUGUGGAGAAGAUCAAGACCAUCGGGAGCUGCUACAUGGCAGCUUCUGGCUUAGCUCCAGACCGCCAGGCAUCUAUGGAUGAAUGGAAUCACCUGAGCGAGCUGGUUUUGUUUGCACUGGCAAUGGAAGAAACCUUGAAAGAGAUCAACAGGCUCUCAGCCCAAAACUUUCUGCUGCGUGUUGGCAUUGCCCACGGGCCAGUGGUCGCAGGGGUGAUCGGUGCCACCAAGCCGCAGUAUGACAUCUGGGGGUCAACGGUGAACCUGGCCAGCCGUAUGGACAGCACGGGUGUGAGCGGGCGUAUCCAGGUACCUGAGGCCACGCGCAGGAUCCUGGCAGAAUGGGGUUUUAUCUUGGAGCUACGUGGAGAAAUCUUCGUCAAGGGGGUGAGCGAGUAUCGGGGGAAAGUCCGUACCUAUUUCAUCAGCAACAUGCGCAGCAAGAGGGCCAGUGUUGGGACAGAUGGUCACCUGGGGGUGCGGACAGGAGGACGCAUGUCACUUGCAAAGGUGGUGUUUGGUCUCGUCCAGGCCAGACACAAGGAAAAGAUGAGAGGGACCAACGGAGCGUUCGGUCUGACUCCCUGCAGACUUCAAUGCUGAGGGGACGUUCAAGGUCCGAUGACUGCAGGUGGCGGAGCACACAGCCCGGCCAUAUUGUUUCUACUGGUUUACAGUUUUCUUGUUUGUGUUUCUUACUUUGCCUUGCCAUAACUAAAUUAGCUGCCCAACUGCUAGGAUCCAAAGCCUACCAGAGCCUUUGUUCCUGUUUACUCGAGGACCGUGUCCUCCUCGGCUUUCCUGUCGUCUAAAAAAUAUACAUAUUUUGGAAUGUAAUGGGGAACACAACCUACAUUUAGAUUCCCAAUAUGUUAUUUUCAUGGCCCAGGAAAGUUAAAUCAGUAUUUGUGAACAUGAGCCACUCACUCUUGUAGCCGGAAACCAGAGAAGUGAGUCUCGAACUUCCAGCUCCAGACUUUGUACCUGAAGACAUCACAUAGUUUAAGCACUUGGGAGAAAGUUGUUCAUAUUUACUCCGAUUUUUUAGACUGUCUUAGACCAAAGGGAUAACAUGUAAUAAUUUUGAAAAUGGCUGCAGAUUCCCUUCAAUGGACGAACAGGUUCACUUUGUACAAAACUAAAGAAGGCCAACGUGUCUAUAUUUUUUCUACAGAGGUCUACAGACCUCUAAGCCAAAAUACCUCAAGACAACCAGCUCAACCUCUCAUAGACUUUCUAAUGGCCUAUACAGUGCUGACUAGUGUUUUUUUUACUGUAUAAUAAUGCAUUAUUCUCAAAAUGUUGACUAUGUUUUGUAUUUUGAGUUGACACAAUACUAAGCUAAGCUAAUGUUAUUCAAGAUUUUCAAAGACACGUUUUAGUGGGACUUUGGUCGACAUAAUAAGUCUCAUUAUUUAUGAAUCGAUUGCUUUUUGCUUUUCAUAUUGCUGUAAAUACGUUUUAUCAGUGUACACCUCACCACUUUUGAGGUAUUUCUUGUCAGCUUUCACGUUAAUAUCUGUGUCGUGCUGGAUUUCUGACAUUUUUGACAAAGACAUAGCACACAGGGAUUCAGUUUUGCCUCGGUACACAAUCGUUACGUGACUACAGAUGUAUUUCUAACGUGGAGUUUCACUGCCACGUUUCUGGAACGUGCCAUGUCAUUCCUCCUCUUGCAUACUAAAACCAAGAAGGUUAUCUUCCCAUGUAAUAAGGGUGUAAUAAUACAUUUAACAUGUUUUCACUGCUAAUUAUUAUGUGUGUUUAAUGUUGUGGUGGAGGACAAGUUCUUCUAUGGGAUUUCCUGAGGAAUGUAUCAAGUAAGUUCAAAAACAAAGAAACUCAAUAGGAAUAAAUGAAUAUUGAUUUUUCCAUGAUCUAAAUGUUUAUACCUCACUUGGCUGGGAGUUUAAAAUAAAGCUUUGUUUUCUAAAAGUG
Messenger RNA from Cyclopterus lumpus (lumpfish), 5363 nucleotides. RefSeq names its product adenylate cyclase type 8. The record is from RefSeq and is a predicted model, not a curated record. Gene Ontology annotation, molecular function: adenylate cyclase activity. Gene Ontology annotation, biological process: cAMP biosynthetic process; intracellular signal transduction; adenylate cyclase-activating G protein-coupled receptor signaling pathway. The transcript is spliced from 22 exons. NCBI's taxonomy places the organism in Eukaryota, Metazoa, Chordata, Actinopteri, Perciformes, Cyclopteridae. Gene Ontology annotation, cellular component: plasma membrane. The coding region runs from base 468 to 4028 and encodes 1186 amino acids.